Effrenium voratum is the source of this 1235-nucleotide messenger RNA. The record is from the annotation of a GenBank genome assembly. NCBI's taxonomy places the organism in Eukaryota, Dinophyceae, Suessiales, Symbiodiniaceae.
CGUCCUUCUCACUGCACACGGAAUCAACGCCCAGACCCGUAAGCCAUGGAGCAUCUUGUGCAAGGCUUCCAGGCCUUUUCCACUUCAACUGUCGUCCCUUCACAAGAGGAACAGCUACAGAGCCUGGGAGGCCCCUCACACGAGCUGGGAGGCUGCCAGGACAGCAAGGUGGAAGAACUACGGAUUCAGGCCGCCAAGGCCACCCCCUCAUUCCAGAUGCCAGACAAGCCGGCGUUCAAGUUCACCCCGUCUGUGGGGUCGUGGCUCCAGAGCAAGCCCCCUCAGGCAGAGGACGCCAAGGAGGCACCUACGUAUUGGACUCUGUGGCGCACAGAGGAGGGUAAAUUUUACUUCCACAACGAAGACACCGACAAGACCGCCUGGGAUCUUCCUCCUGGUGGCGUGGUCUAUUUGGACGAGGACGCGCUCUCCAUGUUCUUGGAGCAGGACCUCCGCCCGGGCACGGAGGAGAUCCUGGCGUGGCGACGGGGGUGGGGGCAGUGGUGCUCCCCGCCACCCUCGGCGGUUAUCCGGGACUCACGCACAGAGCGGUCGUUUUCGUACGAGACGAGUCUGGAGGCUGAUUCCGAGGUGGAGGAGUGGCUCUUUGGUGAUGCAGGCGGACACCUGGCUGGCGAUUUGGAUACGAACAGCUUGCCGGAUCAGAACGACCUCAAGUCCGAGGCAGAGGCCUCUUCCACCUCAACUGUCGUCCAGCUAGAGAGCCCGGGAGGCCCCUCACACGAGCUGGGAGGCUGCCAGGACAGCAAGGUGGAAGAACUACGGAUUCAGAUGCCGGAGAAGCCGGCGUUCAAGUUCACCCCGUCUGUGGGGUCGUGGCUCCAGAGGAAGCCCCCUCAGGUGGUGCCUAUGCAGGCAGAGGACGUCAAGGUGACAGACACGCGGCACAAGGAAUUCAAGGAGUUCUUGUGCGACGUCCCCGAGGAGGGCGUUUCGUGGUGGGACUGGCUUUGCGUUCUGGCUGCGUGACAGGGCUGCAUCCAGUAGCGCCGUUUCAGGGCUGCAGCUGGAUGUGCUCAAGUGUCAUUUUCUGUUGAGAAGAGACACCUGAAACAAAAUCGCCAUAUGGGGGGCCAGGUUGUACAUAUACGGGAGCUGGAGGGGUUGGGAGAGGGAAAAUGUCUCUCGCCAGCCCGUUGCGAAAUGCGUAGACAAAAAGGAACGGAACUUGCAUGUUCCAUGGUUCUUACUUGUUUGCGCUUAUGGCGCGUACA